Messenger RNA from Phyllostomus discolor (pale spear-nosed bat), 6367 nucleotides. It is a transcript of the gene SETD1A, whose product is annotated as SET domain containing 1A, histone lysine methyltransferase. The transcript has 20 exons. Gene Ontology annotation, cellular component: Set1C/COMPASS complex. NCBI's taxonomy places the organism in Eukaryota, Metazoa, Chordata, Mammalia, Chiroptera, Phyllostomidae. Gene Ontology annotation, molecular function: RNA binding; histone H3K4 methyltransferase activity; protein binding. Bases 597 to 5696 code for a protein of 1699 amino acids. The record is from RefSeq and is a predicted model, not a curated record.
AAAGAAUUCGCAGAUUCGCUCUGCUGGGUCCUUAGAAUUACCCAGGCCCCAGUACUCGGCCGAAAAUUCUCAUCGGACUCCGAGAGGAGCUUUGGGCCAUAGCCAUUUUUCUCGGGCAGGUAAAGGGAAGCAACAGCUGUGACCAGGACCUGUGACGAAUCUGCAACCUCUUGGGCGUUCCGCCGCGCAAGGGGAAGGAAAGAGGAGCUAAGGAGCGCGCGUCCCGUCCACCCGUUCGCCCCGCCCGCCUGACGAAUCUGCGCCAGUUCUGCGCGCCACUCAAAUCUCCCCAGUUCUAGCUGGCCUCCUCCCCUCCGCCCCGCCCCCUUUUCCUCAGGGAUUAGUCGCUGCUUUCGUCGCCGUCGAUUCGUCAACGACCCCAGGCCAGAGCAGCUGGAUAGUCGUGGUGAAGCCCACUCUCCGGGGAAUGCGGCCAAUCUCCAGGCUCUCUAGGCCGCAACUCUCGAGCCAUAUAGGGCGCCGGCCGAGGCGAAACCGCUAUCCUCGGCCCCGUUGGUCUCCCGGUGGCGCCCGUGGCGAAAGUGCGAAUGUCGACGCUGUGCCUGCUGGGCCUCGCGCAGUGUAAAUGAGCAAAGAUGGAUCAGGAAGGUGGGGGAGAUGGGCAGAAGGCCCCGAGCUUCCAGUGGCGGAACUACAAGCUCAUCGUGGAUCCUGCCCUGGACCCUGCCUUGCGCAGGCCUUCUCAAAAGGUGUACCGCUACGAUGGAGUCCACUUCAGUGUCAACGACUCAAAGUAUAUACCAGUCGAAGACCUCCAAGAUCCCCGUUGCCAUGUCAGGUCCAAAAACAGAGACUUUUCUCUCCCAGUCCCUAAGUUUAAGCUGGAUGAGUUCUAUAUUGGACAGAUCCCACUGAAGGAAGUGACUUUUGCAAGACUGAAUGACAACGUGCGGGAGACCUUCCUGAAGGAUAUGUGCCGAAAGUAUGGCGAGGUGGAAGAGGUAGAGAUCCUUCUUCACCCCCGUACUCGCAAGCACCUGGGCCUGGCCCGUGUGCUCUUCACCAGCACUCGAGGAGCCAAGGAAACAGUCAAAAACCUCCACCUUACCUCUGUCAUGGGCAAUAUCAUCCAUGCCCAGCUCGACAUCAAAGGACAACAACGAAUGAAGUACUAUGAAUUGAUAGUCAAUGGCUCCUACACCCCUCAGACGGUGCCCACUGGGGGCAAGGCCUUGAGUGAGAAGUUCCAGGGCUCUGGUGCAGCCACUGAGACGACUGAAUCCCGCCGCCGCCCCUCCUCUGACACAGCUGCCUACCCACCAGGCACUGCUGUGGUGGGUACUCCUGGCAACGGCACCCCCUGUUCCCAGGACACAACCUUCUCCAGCAACCGACAAGACACCCCAUCUUCCUUUGGCCAGUUCACCCCUCAGUCCUCCCAAGGAACCCCCUACACAUCUCGGGGCAGCACCCCCUACUCUCAGGACUCUGCCUACUCUAGCAGCACCACUUCAACCUCCUUCAAGCCCCGGCGGUCAGAGAACAGCUUCCAAGAUUCCUUUUCCCGUCGCCAUUUCUCUGCAUCUUCGGCCCCCACGACCACCUCUGCAGCCAUCUCUGCCACCACUGCAACCACCGCCACAUCUUCCACCUCUUCCUCCUCAUUGUCCUCGUCGUCCUCGUCUUCCUCUUCUUCCUCAUCCUCUCAUUUUCGUGGUUCUGACUCAAACUACCCACCAUAUUAUGAAAGCUGGAAUCGUUAUCAACGCCAUUCUUCUUACCCGCCCCAUCGGGCAACUCGGGAGGAUCCCCCCGGGGCUCCUUUUGCUGAAAAUACAGCUGAGCGCUUCCCACCUUCUUACACCUCCUACUUGCCCCCUGAGCCCAGCCGGCCCACUGAUCAGGACUACCGGCCUCCUGCCUCAGAGGCUCCACCCCCAGAGCCCCCAGAACCUGGUGGAGGUGGUGGUGCUGGGGGACCCAGCCCUGAAAGAGAAGAAGCUCAGACCUCCCCCCGCCCAGCCUCACCUGCUCGUUCCGGCUCCCCAGCCCCAGAGACCACCAAUGAGAGUGUGCCCUUCGCUCAACACAGCAGCCUGGAUUCCCGCAUUGAGAUGUUGCUGAAAGAGCAGCGCUCAAAGUUUUCUUUCCUGGCCUCUGACACAGAGGAGGAAGAAGAGAAUAGUACUACAGGCCCUGGGGCUAGAGACACAGGGAUUGAGGUGCCUUCUGGUUCAGGUCAUGGGCCCUGCACGCCCCCUCCAGCCCCAGCUAAUUUUGAGGAUGUGGCACCUACAGGGAGCGGGGAACCGGGGCCUACCCGGGAGUCUCCUAAGGCCAAUGGACAGAACCAGGCUUCUCCAUGUUCUUCUGGAGAGGACAUGGAGAUCUCCGAUGACGACAGGGGUGGCUCACCCCCUCCGGCCCCAACACCCCCCCAACAGCCUCCGCCCCCUCCUCCUCCGCCCCCUCCUCCGCCUCCCUACCUGGCUUCCCUUCCCCUUGCAUAUCCUCCCCACCAGCCUGCCUACCUCCUCCCACCCCGACCUGAUGGGCCACCGCCCCCUGAGUACCCCCCACCUCCUCCUCCACCACCCCACAUCUAUGACUUUGUGAACUCGCUAGAGCUCAUGGAUCGACUUGGGGCUCAGUGGGGAGGAAUGCCCAUGUCCUUCCAGAUGCAGACCCAGAUGUUAACUCGGCUCCACCAGCUGCGGCAGGGCAAGGGAUUGACUGCUGCUUCCGCUGGUCCCCAUGGUGGGGCCUUUGGGGAGGCCUUCCUCCCAUUCCCACCCCCCCAAGAGGCAGCCUAUGGCUUACCUUAUGCUCUGUACGCACAAGGGCAAGAAGGCCGAGGGGCAUACUCCCGUGAGGCUUACCACCUGCCUUUGCCCCUGGCGGCCGAGCCCCUGCCCUCCUCUUCAGUCUCAGGAGACGAGGCCCGGCUGCCUCCAAGGGAGGAGGCAGAGCUGGCAGAGGGCAAGGCCCUACCGUCAGCAGGCACUGUGGGCCGUGUGCUGGCCACCCUUGUCCAAGAGAUGAAGAGCAUCAUGCAGCGAGACCUCAACCGCAAGAUGGUGGAAAAUGUGGCCUUUGGAGCCUUUGACCAGUGGUGGGAGAGCAAAGAAGAGAAGGCCAAGCCAUUCCAGAAUGCAGCCAAACAGCAAGCCAAGGAGGAAGAUAAAGAGAAGACAAAGCUCAAGGAGCCAGGCCUGCUCUCCCUUGUAGACUGGGCGAAGAGUGGUGGUACCACAGGCAUCGAGGCCUUCGCCUUUGGGUCAGGGCUGCGAGGGGCCUUGAGGCUGCCUUCUUUCAAGGUAAAACGAAAAGAGCCCUCAGAAAUUUCCGAGGCCAGUGAGGAAAAGAGGCCCCGGCCUUCCACUCCGGCUGAGGAAGAUGAAGAUGACCCUGAGCGAGAGAAGGAAGCUGGAGAGUCAGGACGUCCAGGGACCAAGCCCCCAAAGCGGGAUGAAGAACGAAGCAAGACCCAGGGCAAGCACCGCAAGUCCUUUGCUCUGGACAGUGAAGGGGAGGAAGCAUCCCAGGAGUCUUCCUCGGAGAAGGAUGAGGAGGAGGAUGAGGAAGAUGAGGAAGAUGAAGAUCGUGAGGAAGCCAUGGAUACUGCAAAGAAGGAGACAGAGGCAUCAGAUGGCGAGGACGAGGGAAGCGAUUCGUCCUCCAAAUGUUCUCUGUAUGCUGACUCAGAUGGUGAAAAUGAUAGCACUUCGGACUCCGAGAGUGGCAGUUCAUCCAGCUCCUCCUCUUCCUCCUCUUCCUCCUCUUCAUCCUCGUCAUCAUCAUCUGAGUCCUCUGAAGAAGAAGAGGAAGAAGAGCAGCCAGCAACCAUUCCCUCAGUAUCACCACCCCCCAGAGAUGUCCCUGUGCCCCUGCCAGCACCUGUGGAGGAGCCCAAGCCAGAGAGGAUUGCAGGCUCACCGGUCACACCGCUCCCUGAAGAGGAGAAGUCUCCAGCUAGACCUGCAGGUUCCAUUGAGGAACCAGCUUCCAGUGUGCCCCAACCUUCCCCAGAGCCACCAGCUGGGGCCCCAGCCCCACCCCUCUGCCCCGAUGAGCGCCCCUCCUCUCCUAUCCCCCUCCUGCCCCCACCCAAGAAACGCCGGAAAACUGUCUCCUUCUCUGCUCUGGAGGAGGUGCCAACCCCAGAGCCUUCCCCAGCUGCCCCACAGCAGAUCAAGUCUCCUGGCCCCGUCUCCCGAAAAGUCCCUCGGGGUGUGGAGCGGACCAUUCGCAAUUUGCCCCUGGACCACGCAUCUCUGGUCAAGAGUUGGCCUGAGGAAGUGUCUCGAGGAGGUCGGAGCCGGGUUGUAGGCCGAGGCCGCUCCACCGAGGAAGAAGAGGCUGAGCCAGGGACAGAAGUGGACCUGGUGGUGCUAGCCAACCUGGCCCUGACCCCAGCCCGGCACGGGUUGGCUGCCUUGCCUACUAGCGAUGACCCAGAGGCCACAGAGACAUCGAAUGAGGCAGACCGCCUGGGCCCCCUGCUCAGCCACAUCCUACUGGAGCACAACUAUGCCCUGGCCAUCAAGCCCCCACCCUUCACACCAUCCCCUCGCCCCCUGGAGCCAGUUCCUGCCCCUGCAGCGCUCUUCAGCUCCCCUGCGGAUGAGGUUCUGGAAGCCCCUGAGGUGGUGGUGGCUGAGGCAGAGGAGCCAAAGCAGCAACAGCAGCAGCAAGAGGAGGGUGAGGAGGAAGAGGAAGAGGAGGAAUCCGAAUCAUCAGAGAGCAGCAGCAGCAGCAGCAGUGGGGAGGGGGCUAUCCGGAGGCGCAGCCUCCGGUCCCACACCCGGCGUCGGAGACCACCACCCCCACCCCCACCCCCACCGCCUCCCACCUUUGAACCCCGCAGUGAGUUUGAGCAGAUGACCAUCCUGUAUGACAUUUGGAACUCAGGCCUGGACUUGGAAGACAUGGGCUACCUACGGCUCACAUAUGAGCAACUGCUGCAGCAGACAAGUGGGGCCGACUGGCUUAACGACACCCACUGGGUCCAUCACACCAUCACCAACCUGAGCACUCCAAAACGCAAGCGGCGGCCCCAGGAUGGGCCCCGUGAGCACCAGACAGGCUCAGCCCGCAGCGAAGGCUAUUACCCCAUCAGCAAGAAGGAAAAAGACAGGUACCUGGAUGUGUGCCCUGUCUCAGCCAGACAGCUGGAAGGGGCGGACACUCAGGGGACUAACCGUGUACUUUCGGAGCGCCGAUCUGAGCAGCGGCGGCUACUAAGUGCCAUUGGCACCUCAGCCAUCAUGGAUAGUGAUUUGCUAAAGCUAAACCAGCUCAAGUUCCGGAAGAAGAAGCUUCGAUUUGGCCGGAGCCGGAUCCACGAGUGGGGUCUGUUUGCCAUGGAACCCAUUGCAGCUGACGAGAUGGUCAUUGAAUAUGUGGGUCAGAACAUCCGCCAGAUGGUGGCCGACAUGAGGGAGAAGCGCUAUGUGCAGGAGGGCAUUGGCAGCAGCUACCUGUUCCGGGUGGACCACGACACCAUCAUUGAUGCUACAAAGUGUGGCAACCUGGCGAGGUUCAUCAACCACUGCUGCACGCCCAACUGCUAUGCCAAGGUGAUCACCAUUGAGUCCCAGAAGAAGAUUGUGAUUUACUCCAAGCAGCCCAUUGGUGUCGAUGAGGAGAUCACCUAUGACUAUAAGUUCCCGCUGGAGGACAACAAGAUCCCAUGUCUGUGCGGCACUGAGAGUUGCCGUGGCUCCCUCAACUGAGGUGGGCAGGACUGGCGCCCACACCCCUAUUUAUUCCCCUUGGUGCCCUGAGCUCCCAGCCCGCCGACACCUCCCCGCCCCCGCCCCCCAGCCUUAGUGGGCUCAGGAGGGCCCACAUGCCCCCAUCUCCAAAUAUGGAGUUGGGCCCUGAGUCCUGCAAGGGAGCCUCAGUCCUUGAGGCAAUGUCUGCCUCCCCUGUCACCCCUGCCACCACCCUCUAAUUUUUUUCUUUGCGGAGAAGAAGCUGUAAAUGUUUUGUAGCUGCCAGCAGCUGUUUCCUGUGGAAACCUGGGGUGCCAGCCUGUACAGAUCCUGUUCUUGGGGACUGCACACCCCCCUUGCUUUGUGUUAAUGGGGACUUCCCUUUUGUGCCCUGCGUGCACCCCUCCCCAGUUUAGGGGUCUCUAGGGGCAGUGGCCAUGUUCUCCCCCUGAGGAGGGGGGCCCUGUGCCCCCCUCCUGGGGACUCUGUGCCUGGAACCCUGCCUCAUCUUCUGUUCCUGCCAGACCCUGUGGGUCACCCUCCUACCCUGGUGUCUGGAAGCUCCAGCUGGGCCAGGCCAGGAUGGUGGGGGGAGCGGGCCCUUCCUGUUGGGCUGGACUGUAUAUAUGUUAAUAGCACAAACCCAAUGCCACAUUUUUAUAAUUGUGAUUAAACUUUAUUGUACAAAA